UGUUGAGACUCAUGUGUUACAUGUUUAUUGUGGAAGAGCCACUCGUGGAUUGUACUAAAAUAGUGGGAGAUAGUAGCUUUAAAACGUGUUAUUUUCGUCAAAUUUGUGUUGGAAUACUUGUGCAGAAUUAAAACUUUGAUGGAAACAGCAUGCAAAGAUGGGGAAACAGGCAAGCAAGCAUGUGUGUCGCACUAAGGAACCACCCGAAGCUGAAUGUUUCCUGGUGAAUGCCAGACUAAACAAAGCCCUGGAGGAACAGAUUCUCAAACAGACCAAGACAACAGGGUUCAACCUGGCCAACUACAACCUCAACCACUCUAUUUCUGAAUUAUCAAUUAGUAUAGAAGACAACUCCACCGGUAUGCCGUUACGAGUUGAGUUACCGCCUCAAAAAAUGGACACUGAUGCCAGCAAAAUUUUAGUGUUUGAUCAGGCUGAGUUGGAUAAGAAAGGGGACAAGGGAGAUAAUAAAACGGACACACGUUUGAACAUAGAGGAGUUUGAGUGUGGGGUCAAGUUUGGUGGAACAGACAACAACAAACAAGAAUGGUCAUUUACUCUGUACGACUUUGAUGGGCACGGCAAGAUCACAAAAGAGGAUCUUGCCAGUUUGCUGAAGGCUCUCUAUGAUGCUGUAGGGUCAUCCAUUAAAAUUCCUUCAAACGGAACCAAAACACUCAAGUUACGUCUGACGGUCGGACAAGAUGGCUCCCAGCUACCAGGCAACCGGACAUCACCUUUAAAAGUUAAAGACUGUGGGAAAGACAAAGUGAAGGAAAUUUCAAAAUCAAAAGACUCUCCUAAAUCAAAAGAAUUCUCAAAGUUGAAUAACCUUACAAGAACUCAUGUUCAAAUGCCAAUUAAGUGUAACAAUGAAAAUAAAGGACAAUCUUCGACAGGAGUGAAUCCAACAUCUUGUCAAGGUCAAGGGGUCAAUCAUACUUCAUGCCAAGGUCAAGGGGUCAACCAGAGAUCUUGUCAGGGUCAAGGGGUCAACCAGACAUCUUGUCAAGGUCAGGCAGUCAACCCAGGAUCUUGUCCUGGACAGACCUGUACUAAAAGGAUACAGCUCACCUCCCAAGAACAACAGGAGCUGGCCGAACUUGUUCAGGAAAACAUGGAGCGUAAUCACAUCAAACAACUGCGACGCCAUCAUAGUGAUUGUAAAGGCACCACUAAGGAGCAUUCAAACCACAAACGACGUCACCGGGGCCACAAAAACAACAAUGCCAGUGCACCUGUUGAUGUCAAUAUCAAUAACCAUGGUGACCAGGCAAAGGAGUGUCAGGAUCGGCGUAAUUAUUACCUAGACCUCGCUGGAAUAGAACAUAACGCAAUCACCAAGUGUCAGUCAUUCACAAACAAUGCCAUUGGUCAGGCUCAAACUUCCCAGCCCCUAGGGAGUCAGCACCACCGAUCACGCUCCCAAGAUACCAAUCACAAAUGUGACAACAUUCGGCGUGAAACUGAGUGUCUGAAUGUGAAACAUGAACAGCAGCAAGCAGUAGCAGACAGUAGUGCAAAGCAUGACCAUAUUAGGUCACGGUCAUUUGACCCACAGGAAACAGCUGUCAGGUCACCAAAAGGUCACCAUAAAUCUGCAGGGUCAUCUCCACAUAAACAUGGGCGAUUUCGACCAGUUAGUUUACCAAUGCAUAUUCCUGACUCCGUGUCGGCACACUACCAUAGACGGCACCGGCACCGAGAGAAGGACCACGACCUGGCAAUGCAGCAGGUCGCUGAGUGGAUCGAGCGUGAGCAUACAUGCGAUUUGGAUGGCGAUCGCAUUGUUGUGCAGCGACACGAGCAUCACCAUGUUCAUGAGCACCACCAUCACCAUCAUUAUCACCACUACUACGAGGCGUGACUUGAUGGCUAUCUCUAAUACUCAGAUGUGUUCACGUUAUACUCCAGGCAUAUCAGCCUUCAUUCACCACACCCAGCUCAAUCAAGGUGCUCGGACAUUGUACGGAACAAGCUGGUGGAACUCCGACUUCAGGGAGGAGUUCUUAACAGUUUUUUUGUGAACAUCUCAAAGACCAUAACUUGGGUCUCCAGAUGGAUCAUACCACAGUGAAAGAUUAGGGCUCAUACUUUUAAGGUGCUGAUACUACAAGUCAUUAACACUAGAAAUCCACUCCUCGUUUUUCGUUACUCUAUGUAACCCAUAUCUUACUCAUCAGAUCAGGAAAUGUACUAAUCCAGGGUUUUAUACCCGGGUACUUAUCUCAGAAGAUAUUGAGGUAUGAGAACACAACUCCUGGAUUUUUGAGAAAGGGGAAGAUAACUCCUACAGAUCCAAAUCUGGAGAAGACACCUCUCCUGGUUUCUUUCAUGUAUUUCCUGCUUUCUUGACAAGAGAAUUGCUUUCUUCAGGGGUUGAUAACUCCUGUUUAUAUUUAUUGGGCAAAGACAACCUCUUAUUUUCGGAGUAUCAAUUGAUUAUUCCUGGAUCUUUUGAGCCAGGAAAAGAUAACUCUAGUUGAAAUCAGUUCAUGAUAUCAUUAUUACAGUGUUAUUGUUGUAAAGCAAGUUUCCAUGGCAAUGCUUACCACCAAAGAUUAAAAGACUUGACCUUGCUUCAAGUCUUCUGUGAUAAAACCACAAGAGUUCGUACCUCUGAGUGCAGGGUUCCAAUAUUGCAGCUCUACAGCUCUUUGUUGCCUGGAUACUACCUCAGGUGUUGCUAUGGACACUGUUGCUAUUGGAAACCCUGUUGAUGUUACCAUGGACGAUGUUAUAAGUUGCUAUUGGAAACGGACUAUUUUAUUUCCUCAGUGAUAUGAGGGGUUGUAGCCAUUGUCGUUAUAAUCAAAAACCUUUGCAAGAGGUGAGAGGUCAUGUCGCAUUUUCAUCUGUUUUAAUUUUUCAUCCUGUCUGUGAUGUGCUUGGACGUGUUCCACUGCAAGAUUGUCAAUAUUCAUGAAAAACAUAUAUCUAUAUCUAUAUAUAUAUAUUUAUAAAAUUAGUGAAAGAUCUAGAGGUACAAGUGUAGUGUUUAGAUGUAGACAACACAUAUAUAUUGUCUCCUACAUCAAGAUCUUCAAUCCAUUCUCUUCCCUAAUGUUUCUCCAUUUACAUGGAUGGAUGGUUGUUAUAGAUAUUACAGCACAAACAAUACAUGUCACUGAUGUUGAUACAUGUAAUUAUAACAGAUUAUAAAGAUUGGGAAACUGAAAAAUUUUAACCAAAUCUCAUCUUCUGAUGGUAUGCAUAAUUUAUCAGCAUUUUGUGAAAUUGUAAUAUUUUUAACGCUUCUUGCAAUAGUUUCAUUCAACAAAUUUGAAUUAUAUUUGUUAUGUUACUUUCUAUUGUAAGGAUGUCAGAUUCUGUCAUUUGUUGAUCAUUUCCUCAUCUAUUUACAUGCUGCGUCAUGUACAAAGCUAUUUACAUGAUGUGUUGUGUACAAAGCUAUUUACAUGAUGUGUUGUGUACAAAGCUAUUUACAUGACUUGUUGUGUACAAAGCUAUUUACAUGACUUGUUGUGUACAAAGCUAUUUACAUGACUUGUUGUGUACAAAGGUAUUUACAUGACUUGUUGUGUACAAAGCUAUUUACAUGAUGUGUUGUGUACAAAGGUAUUUACAUGAUGUGUUGUGUACAAAGCUAUUUACAUGACUUGUUGUGUACAAAGCUAUUUACAUGACUUGUGUACAAAGCUAUUUACAUGACUUGUGUACAAAGCUAUUUACAUGACUUGUUGUGUACAAAGCUAUUUACAUGAUGUGUUGUGUACAAAGCUAUUUACAUGAUGUGUUGUGUACAAAGCUAUUUACAUGAUGUGUUGUGUACAAAGCUAUUUACAUGAUGUGUUGUGUACAAAGCUAUUUACAUGAUGUGUUGUGUACAAAGCUAUUUACAUGAUGUGUUGUGUACAAAGCUAUUUACAUGACUUGUUGUGUACAAAGCUAUUUGCAUGAUGUGUUGUGUACAAAGCUAUUUACAUGACUUGUUGUGUACAAAGCUAUUUACAUGACUUGUGUACAAAGCUAUUUACAUGAUGUGUUGUGUACAAAGCUAUUUACAUGAUGUGUUGUGUACAAAGCUAUUUACAUGAUGUGUUGUGUACAAAGCUAUUUACAUGACUUGUUGUGUACUAAGAUAUUAAAAUGACUUGUUGUGUACUAAAAUAUUUACACAAAAUUGUGGUAUGUAUUUAACUAUUUUGGUGAUCAUUUUGAGUUUGGAGCGUAAGCGAUCUCUCUGUUGUACCUUUCUAAAUAUUAUUAUCAUAUAACCUCUUUGGUUAAGAUUUGGAUGCUUGGUCUUGUUGCUAUAUAGUUACCUGUAUCAGAGUAGCUCAACUGUUUUACUACCUCAGUGAGCGAGAGUGUGUGAGUGAAAGAUGUAGUGUCGAAUGAUAUAGAGGUGUGGUUAUAUGUGUGCAAACAAAUUGUGUACACAUGUUUAUGUGUACCUGUGCACACCUGUGAUUUGUAGGUGUUUACACCUGUGAAUUAGUGAGGUGUUUAUUUACCUGUACAGAUGUCUACAGUGAACAUACAAGUAUAUAGGUGUGUACAUGUAUACAUAUACCUGUUUACACUUGUAUUGGUGUACCUUUACAUAGCAGUACAAAUAUACCUGUGUAUAUGUACCUGUUAACACCUGUAUUUUUGUACCUCUACAUAGCAGUACAAUAUACUUGUGUAUAUGUACCUUUCAAUGCCUGUAUUUGUGUACAUUUAAAUAGAAGUACAGGUAUACAUAUAUAUAUAUACAUGUACCUGUUAACACCUGUAUUUGUACCUAUGUAUCUGUACCUGUUAACACCUGUAUUUUUGUACAUUUAUAUAGCAGUACAGGUAUACCUGUGUACACGCAUAUAGAUUUGUGUGCAUACACCUGUGAGUGUAUAGGUGUGCACAUAUGUAAAUGUAUACCUGUACACACUUGUGUGACACACCUGUAUGGCUAUGAAUGUGUGUGAGUGAGUGUUCCUGAUCGUACCAGUUUAUGUGCUUGCGUGAUUUGUCCACCAUUCAUUGGUAAUCUCUUUGUGACAUUAAAAUAAUGGCCAGUUAA
This is a messenger RNA of Pecten maximus, 5026 nucleotides long. Its product is annotated as protein naked cuticle homolog 2-like. Gene Ontology annotation, biological process: negative regulation of Wnt signaling pathway. NCBI's taxonomy places the organism in Eukaryota, Metazoa, Mollusca, Bivalvia, Pectinida, Pectinidae. Gene Ontology annotation, molecular function: calcium ion binding. The coding region runs from base 158 to 1867 and encodes 569 amino acids. The record is from RefSeq and is a predicted model, not a curated record. Gene Ontology annotation, cellular component: cytoplasm. The transcript is spliced from 8 exons.